AUGAUGUCUUCUCUACGCCCAGAUCUCACCACCAAAAUCUACCCCUACACGGAGGAGGAACCACUCGACCUUUUCGACCAUCUACCGGACUCUCUCCUCCUCUUGGUCUUCAACAAGAUCGGUGAUGUCAAGGCUUUAGGUCGUUGUUGCGUUGUUUCCAAGCGAUUUCAUACCCUUGUUCCACAGGUCGAAAACGUUGUUGUUCGUGUCGACUGUGUUAUCUCCGACGACGAUGCCACCUCCGCCUCCGGUGCCUCCGAUAAAUCUCGUGGGCCCUUUUCCAGUCUUGUUCGUCUCGUCUUUGGUGGAAUCGUUAAGCCCAUCCAAGCUCUUGGAAACUUUUUGGGUCCCAAGAGAUCUUCAUCCUCCUUAUCUGUCGGUAACAACGUUGAUGCUGAUGAUGAUCUUGAACAUGGAGGUGGAGUUACGCACCAUUCUCCCACUCAAGUUCUCAAAAACUUCGAAGAGAUUCGGUUCCUUAAAAUCGAACUUCCAAGCGGCGAAUUAGGUAUCGAAGACGAUGUACUGUUGAAAUGGAGGGCGGAUUUCGGAUCCACCCUUGAUAAUUGCGUCAUGCUCGGCGCAUCCUCCGUGAUUCACCCCACCCAGAAUUUUACAUCCAGCGAAACCAAUUACGAUCGAGUAUGUGGAGCUGGGGCUGUAACUGAAGAUAAUGGAAGCAUACCGGAAUCGUUUUACACCAAUGGUGGAUUGAAAUUAAGGGUAGUAUGGACGAUAAGCUCACUGAUCGCAGCAUCAGCAAGGCACUACUUGCUUCAACCUAUAAUCGCAGAGCAUAAGACAUUAGAUUCCUUGGUUUUGACAGAUGCAGAUAGACAAGGUGUCUUGUGUAUGAACAAGGAACAAUUAGAAGAACUGAGGGUGAAGCCGUUAUCAGCUUCUUCAGCUUCAAAAAGAACUCUAGUCCCAGCUUUGAACAUGAAGCUUUGGUAUGCUCCAUUUCUGGAACUACCUAAUGGGACUGUGCUCAAAGGGGCUACAUUAGUAGCAAUUAGGCCUAAUGAAUUCCUUCUGAGAGCUUUCAUGGCUGCAUAAAAGGCGAUAAACUUUAUGAUUCAAGGCACAGGGAAAACAAAACACACAAUUUUGUUCACAGCAUGUAUAUGAUUAUGAGGUUCGAUGGUGCAAAAUGUUACUUACCUUCAAUGGUGCUUCAAUGGUGUAUGGGUUGAUGAGGGUAUGUUUCGGUUUAUGUAUGUAUGGUAAAUUGGUAAUGGGAUGAAAAGUGACAAAAAAGAGUUGCCUUAGUGGUGGAUGGUGUUGCAAGGGGGUUGUUUUGGGUUCUGUGUUUGUUUGUAGUCAUAUCUAUAUCUCUAUAUCUCUAUAUAUGUUAUACGAUCUUCAUUUAUGUGAAUAUUUGUAGGUAUGAAACAAUACUAGUGUUCAUAAGUGGCUUAAAAUCACUGUUUUCUGAAUCGUGUAGAUUUUCUGUUAUAAUUUUGGUCUGGAUGUUUGCUAAGGGUUAGUUAUGUCAGGUGUAUUCAAUGAGGUUUUGAUGAUAAAUUGUGGAAGGAUCACACUAUUAAAUAUCGGGUUCUUUUUAUUAAUUUAUUUGGUUUGGUGACAAAUCACAAAUAAUCAAUUACUCAUUUACUCCUA
This is a messenger RNA of Lactuca saligna, 1620 nucleotides long. NCBI's taxonomy places the organism in Eukaryota, Viridiplantae, Streptophyta, Magnoliopsida, Asterales, Asteraceae. The record is from the annotation of a GenBank genome assembly.